Messenger RNA from Rhodofomes roseus, 2286 nucleotides. Its product is annotated as class II aaRS and biotin synthetase. The record is from RefSeq and is a predicted model, not a curated record. Lineage: Eukaryota; Fungi; Basidiomycota; Agaricomycetes; Polyporales; Fomitopsidaceae. Gene Ontology annotation, molecular function: biotin--[biotin carboxyl-carrier protein] ligase activity. The transcript is spliced from 5 exons. Gene Ontology annotation, cellular component: cytoplasm. The coding region runs from base 207 to 2177 and encodes 656 amino acids. Gene Ontology annotation, biological process: protein modification process.
GUGAGAUCUAGACAUGAUGGUUUGGGUGGCCUGAGAUUCGAAUCUUACUCAACACCACCAUCACGACAGUGGUUGUGUUAGGCCAUUUCCAUCUCGUCUUUGUCCGCGCUUCACAGAGAGGUGGUUUCGCAGUCGAAACUGCCAAGGCGCGUGCAGAUUCCUCGUGCAUCUCCCCAGUUCACGUUGUGCUUAACGACUCAAGAGAAAUGAAUGUCCUCGUCUACUCAGGACCGGAGGUACUGGCAUCCUCAGUCUCGCAUUGCAUCACGUCCCUGCGCACCAUUCUUGUCCCUAACUACGCGGUGCAAAGCAUCACAAAACAAUUGCUAUCCUCUCAAGCAUGGCUGGGAAGCUGUGCCUUGCUCGUCUUCCCCGUGUGCAGAAGCGCUCCCAUCGACCCCGCUCUCAGAUCGACUGUCGAACGCUAUGUCCAGGACGGUGGCAAACUGCUGACAAUCGGUGCGACCGUCAAACUGCAGUCGCGCGAGGCAAUCUCGGCUGCUGGACUGCAAGAGCGAUUGUCCAAGAUGACGCUUUCCCCGCAGAACACUGCCUUGGUGUUCUCGGACAAGCCUUCGGGCAACAAGGUGUCCGUAUCUUUCGAGGGUCGCACUAUCGAGAACGCGCAGCUCGCAACGGUAUCGCUGGGUGAUCUGCGCGUCCACGGACUGCCGCGCGUUGGAAGCUUCGAAGGUAUCGAUGGUGUGGGCUCCGCCAUGCUUGAGCCUCUGGCGCAUAUCGUGGAAGAUGAAGCACGUACAAGCGUUGCGACGGCGAAGCUAUCAUACGGGAAAGGUUGUGCAAUACUCUGCGCCUGCCUCGUCGACCAUCCGCUCACAGCAGAGCCGCUUAAACCUCAGCUCACGCGCCCCCCUUCGUCGAUGUCCGACGACCAGGUGCAGAACGCGGAACACCAACGCCAGCAGCUCCUUCGGUGUACACUGGAAUUGCUAGGACUCGUCCCCCCGGAGAAGACAUCAAAUUCUCUCAGUCCGCUUCCACAAUUUCUGACGUGUCCUCCGGCGAAGCCAUGGGUUGUGGAUCACGUACUGGCUGCGUUGUCAAACAAACCGCUUCUAUCCGACAGACCGAUCGUCCUGCAGGACAGCAAUGAUACAUUUUAUUACUAUCUUGCCUCCGAGGGUUGGCAAAUCCUCGACAAGGCUCGCCAGGAAUCUGGAAGACGAACGGAUCCGUCGCUGUGGAAUCCGAAACACGUUCUAGUCUACCGCGAUGGCCUGCUCCCUUCGGCAGAACAAACGCCUCUCUUCAAUGUGAGAAAAUUCCACGAAGAGCUGGCUCCAGCUCGGCGCAACGCCGGUCUUCACGACCAGGAAGAUGCAUGGGGAAUGGGCGAAGCCUUCCUCUAUGGAGAGGUAGUCACAAGCACGCAAACUAUGCUCGACAAGAACACUCGCUUACUCUCAUCGAUCCCCACGCCGCUAGUCUCCCUCGCCUCCCAUCAACUCGCCGGGCGUGGACGCGGGACAAAUAUCUGGCUCUCCCCCUCAGGUUGUUUACAGUUCUCCCUACUCCUUCGCGUCGCCCUCUCCGACUUCCCUGCGAGCAAGCUCGUCUUCGUACAGUACCUCUUCGGUCUCGCCGUCGUAGAGGCGUGCAGAGACGACGGCGUUCUCGGAAAAGAAGGCAAACGGGUUAGGCUGAAAUGGCCGAACGACGUGUAUGUAGUGACAAGCGACGGGGAGAAAAAGAAGAUCGGCGGCAUUCUUGUUAACACCAGUUUCUCUGGCGGGAAGGUGGACAUCGUCAUCGGCAGCGGGUUGAAUGUCUUCAACCCUCCACCGAUCCAAUCUCUCCUGCAGCUCGUCCCUUCCCAAUCUGACAUCUCGUUGACCAUGGAACGCACCGCCGCCAUCAUCCUCACCAAGUUCGAAGGACUAUGGACCACGUUCCUCCAGCACAAGGGCUCCUUCGAGCCCUUCCUAGACCUCUACUACGACAGAUGGCUGCAUUCGGAUCAACUCGUGGAGUUGACAACCGUGACACCACCUCAAAUGGUUCGCAUCAUCGGGAUCACGAGCGGCCACGGGUUGCUGCGCACGAUGCCCGAGAGGGACGGUUGGUCGGGAGGUGGCGGUGGGACGUACAUUGAUCUGCAACCUGACGGCAACAGCUUCGACCUCAUGGCUGGCCUUAUCAAGGCGAAGACACUGUAGUUUGGUAACAGAUAGAAACGUUUGUAACAUCAUUUGUAUGAUACCAGCGACGCCAGCUGCGGGAAAGACGAAGAGAGAAUCUCACUGCAGAGCCAGUGAUACUUAGUCA